This is a messenger RNA of Cuscuta campestris, 849 nucleotides long. NCBI's taxonomy places the organism in Eukaryota, Viridiplantae, Streptophyta, Magnoliopsida, Solanales, Convolvulaceae. The record is from the annotation of a GenBank genome assembly.
CGUGUCCUACGUCGAUUGCAUUGUGGUCGAAGAUCCAGAUCCCGUUCAUCCUCCACGGUUGGUUUGGUUGAAGUUCUUUUGAUUGGGGUAGUUCCUCAUCAGAUAGCUGGGUGAAUUUUUGGGAGGCAUUGGGAAGGAGGGAAUCAUCUUUUGAAUGGUAAUUGGUUUUCUUGCAGAUUUCCAGGAUUUCCUCUUGGAGAAAAGAUUAUUCGAGUUCAUAGAGCUCCUCAGAAGAUGUUGGGGUACAGGUGGUUGAUGUCAGGUCUCCUCAAGUUUGAGGAGGAUUGGAUUGGUCUCCAUUGAGAAUGAAGAAUUUGUUGAUCUGGGGCUGAGAUAUGUCGACUUCAACACAGACUCUUGCAAUGGAUGGCCUUCCAAAAUUCUCUGUGGUGCUAUCUAGUUUGAUAGGUGCUGCGAAAGAAGCCUACAAUCAGCAUUACUGGAUAUACAGCCCAAAAAGGUUUAUCAGAUAUUGCUUUUUCUUCAAGUUACACUUCAAGGUUGGACAGAUAUAUAUUACUCCCUCCAUCCUGUAGAAUGUAGAUGUUGUCCUGUACUUAAGUGGAACCUAUGCCUUAGAUUAAGCAAUGAAAUUCUUAUUGCAUAGUGUAAGCACAUACUCCCUCCGUCCGCCUAAGAUGUUCUCAUUUUGACUUUUGGUGGUUUUUAAGGAGAGUUGAAAAAAGGUGAAAAUUUACCAUAAUACCCUUAAUGAAAAAUGGGUGGAAUGUAUUAAAUGAGGUGGGUGAGGUGUAAUAAAUAAAGUAAGUGGGGGUAGUUGUGGUAUUUUACUUGUUAAAAAAUGAAAUGAGAAGAUCUAUUGUGGACAAAGAAAAAGGGCUAUUGGGA